Molecule: messenger RNA, 9798 nt
Organism: Podarcis lilfordi (Lilford's wall lizard)
Lineage: Eukaryota; Metazoa; Chordata; Lepidosauria; Squamata; Lacertidae
Source: the annotation of a GenBank genome assembly
AGGUCAGAGGGAUGUGGUUUCCGGGCAGCUCUGAGCCCCGGUACCUCUUUUUUUAUUAUUUGGAAAUUAACCGCCGGCAGAAGCUCAAGCAGAACAGCCCGCAGCAGCAGCCGCCCUGGCGAAAGUUGCAUUUUCAGAACCACUAGACACAGAUGAGCGUUGCACCCUUUAGCCACCCUGCCGUGAUUUGUGUUUAGUGCAUGCUGCCGGGCAGAACUUAAUUUCAGCCAGGGCUCACCAAAGGUAUAGUUGCCUCGUCCUGAGCUGCUGCAAUGUUCUGGGUACCUGGUUGCACCUGCUCCUCUACCCGGGUUUGCUUUGUGCAGUCGUAGACCGUAGAAGUGAGCAGCGCAUCAGCUGCCGGGCGAAGAGUUCUGCAUAACCUGGAAACUUACUGGAUGGAGAAAUGACUUCUCCCGGGAGCGAGGUGGGGGGUGGGGAGGUGGAAACCACCUGUCCCUUAUUUACCGGCGUUACUACCUGCCGCUUUUAAAAAGUGCUCCCUUGCUUCUCUUUGACUAGAUAGGAUAGCGGGGUGGGGAGACAGAGAGAGUCUAGUCCAGACCACUUAAAAUCUGGUUAGAAUGAGAUCUUGCGGGAAGGAACGUUAAUUUAUUUCGGCUGUCAAGGGAGGGUUUAGAAAUGCUCCUUAAUAGCCUGUUUUAUGACCCUGCGGGAGCAAUGGGAGGAGUUAAGGGCGCUCACCAGUAACGCUGGCAAGAAAGCGGCUUCAGUUAAGUCAUUAAAUAAAUAUGCCCGCAAUCCUAUGCACGCUUCUUUGGGACCAAGCCCUACUAAACCGGUCGCCUAGGUCUGUGCAGCCUGAUCCUGCGCCCGCUUGCUCGGAAGUAAAUCAGAUUCGGGUUCAUUGAGACUUGCUCCCAGGCAGAUAUGUUUAGGCUGUAGCCUUAAUAAGGUGUGAAGACUAGGUAGCUACAUCUAUGUGUUCUGUAGAGUGAACACCAUGCACUUUUUCUUUGGUUUAGCAUUUUGAUAAACUGAGGCUGCAAUCCUAUUCUUACUAGGGAGUAAGGUCCACUGAACACGGUGGGGUUUCCUGCUGAGUCAACGUGCAUAGGAUUGCUUGUGAGCUUUGGACUGGAAGUUUCUGCAGGGACAGGGUGUUCCAGUGCAAUAGUACUGAAGGGGUUGGAAGAAUUGCACCUGCCAAAAUGUCCUUUUCUACAAUUAAUACAUGUGCAGAGCUCACCUAAAGUGUGGAGAAUUAUUUAUUGAUUCACAGCAUGGCAAUCAUUUACUGUAUCUUCCGUUUUGAAAUCUGGACUGGGCAUUGUAAAGCAAGUCAUGCUGUUUACUGGCGGGGGGGGGGGCAGGUAGAUGUAAGGAAAUGAGGUAAGGAGAAAGGGGGUUGGAGAUUUUGCACCCUGCCUUGUUAUAAACUGCAUGCAAAGUGUUUUAGAAUUUCGUGUUUCUUUUUGUGAUAUUAGCUAAAGCUGCAAUCUGUAACUGAUUAACUAACGGCAGUUUAAUCAGCUGCAAAGGCAUCCCUGAUAAAUAGGGGUAAGAUAUUAAAUGGUGGGCUUUCCCCCUUCACACCCAUACAGAAGUUAAUCCCUCUUCUAAAAUGUCACAUGCAAACAAAGGAAGAAUACUUUCCCCCUCCAAAACUACUGUUUUAUUCAUAUGCAAAUCAAACAAUCAAUUAAAACUCAUUCAGCCAUAAUGCAAUGUAACUCAAAUAUUGUUCCUUUUUUCCAGAGGGAAUAUAUUUCAAACAGUUAUAGAAACAUAGAAUUGUAGAGUUGAAAGGGACCCCGAGGGUCAUCUAGUCCAACCCCCUGCAAUGCAGGAAUCUCAACUAAAGGAUCCAUGACAGAUGACCAUUCAACCUCUGCUUCUAAACCUCCAAAACAGGAGUCCACCACCUUCAAAUGGAGUCUGUUCCACAGCUGAACAGCUCUUACCAUCAGAAAGUUUAAAAUGUUACCUAUUUGUAAAUAAAGCCUCCCUCUUGAUGCAUCUGAUUAACCCACCAGUCAUAGUCACAUUCAGAGCUUAAACCAGGCUUUAAAUUUGGAACCUGGAAAUCAUACUUAUGCUAUGCUGAGGUAAUUUAGUACUUAUUAUUACUGAAAAAAAUUAUAGAGGGUGCCUCUGAACAUGUGCAAAGUGCCUUUUCCUGAGCAUUAGGGCAGCCACCAUCUGGCAGGCAUUCGUUGUCUUUCAACAGCUGCAUAAGGGGCAGAAACUUGGCAGAAUAAACUUUUGCCUAUCAGCCUCUUCCCCUGGCUCUGAAUUGCUGCACCUGUUCAAUUGCUUCCUGUCAUGUAGUUGUUAAGAGCACUGGAGCCCAGAGGGAAAAAGGCACAGCUGACUUCAACGAGUGGAGGGAAAGGUUUCUUGGAAUCUUGGAAGCUCCAGCACUUUAUGCAGCAUCCAUCAUUGAGGAGCUCUCACAAGCCAGUCCAGUGUGCAGCUUCUCAGGUGUUUUGCUGAACUCAAUUAGGCUGUCACUAGGACCUGGGUUUCCUCAAGUGGCAGGAUGAGCUGGUGGUAGAGUCUAGAGAUGGUGGGGUGGGUUACACCACUUCAGACCAAAGGUGGGGACAUUUUUGUUGGCUCUCCCACUGCCAAGCUUCCUGCAGAUAAAACAAAAAAAAACUUAGCAAUUUAAGGAGCCGAUCUCGGACCAUUUCCUACUGCGUCAACGUCCCUGGUGUCUGUGGGUUGUUGUUGUUUUGACCUUUUAAAUUUCUUACUAUUUGAGGUGCAAAUGUUGCCCAUUCCCACAAUCACAAAUGAUACUGCCCUUUCUAAUGACCAACGAUUCCCCCACCUCAUUCUGCUGCAUGUGGGGAGUCCCAUCUCCUUCCCAGGUGUAUUUGGAAUGAGCAGCUCUCCCCUGUAAAUCCCAAAAUGGGUGGUUAAAGCCUGCCAUUUCCCUCACCCUUUGAUUAGGUGCUUAUGUGCAAGGGGGGGAGGGGGAAUUGUGUUUUUUUAAAAUCUGUGUUAAACCUGUGGAACCAGAGUCUGGUAUUAAUACUCAGGUUUAAUUAUGUGAAGGGGAAGGAUGCGUUGUUGUGUAUGUGGUAACAAUACUCCCUCUUUUUAAAAGGGAAUGUUUCAGGUAUUUCACAGCUGCAUGACCAACAGGAGUCAACUGGUAAAGCUUUUACUAUCUCAGCCUCUCCCAAUAGCAGGAAAGUGCUUCUAAUGUGGUUGUUAAAAGGCGCAGAAUUUCUCUUUUUCUGUAGUUAAGUGAUAAUGUUCUUAAGAAUGUGCUAAUCCCUGCACAUAGAUGGCUAAAAAAGACCAAAACACUUUAGGCCUGCCUAGAGGCUUAAACAACUUUUAAAAAAGUAUAAACUCUGGUAUGCAUGUGGCCAUAGAAACUAAGCACUGUGGGCAGAUAACAAUGCGCAUGUAUUUGUGAAGGUGAUUAUUGUGCAUGGGUGGGGGCAGAAUCCUGGAAAAGAAAGGAGCCCGGCAGUCCAGCUAAGUUGAUGGCCUUCUUUUGUGAAGCCAAUGCUCUCUCCUGGGCUGGCCUUUUGUCUGCAAUGCUCGGCCAAUUGCAUACAUUCUUAACAGUGCUCUACUGUUUGUGGGAAAUACAAAGUGGUCUGUGACCACAUGGGUGCAAUGAGGCCUAGUCAGUUGCACAGCCCAUUUGAUCUGAGCAUGCUCAGGGUGGGUGGGUAGGGGGAGGGUGAAGAGGAGCGGUGCCAUCCAUUCCAGAAAGCAAUGGGAAUUGCAAAGGCAAGAAGUGGGUGUAAGGCAUUGACUAUCAGAGGCAGCUGUGGAGAACACUUGGGUGGACUUGGAAGGGUGAAAGCUGAUGUUCGCUGGACUUCUUGGUUGGCAAGAAGCACCACUGUACGUGAGAAAUCAGACCAGUAAGAUCUACCCACUCCCCCCUCAAAAAACACCCUGUGUUUAAUUUUUCUGUCCUUUCCUGACUUCAUCCUGCUUUACUUCUCUUGUUUGAUUUUAUUGCAGUGGUUUUUGAACAGGGCAUAGUAGGAUUGCCAUAUAUAUAUAUAUAUAUAUAUAUAUAUAUAUACACAGUAUAUGUUGGUCUAACAAGUGUAUCAGUUAUCAGUUAAUACAUUUGCAGGUGAACAAAUGUGUGUGGGCAAGGGGAAAGACUACGUGUUCCCAGAUUUCUCUGGUGUAAAAAAAGUAAUAGGUUUGCCUUUUGCCUUCUCUUGAUGGAGUUAUGCUCCCCAUGAAGGAGCGGGUAUGCAGCUUGGGGGUACUUCUGGAUUAGGGUUACCAGAUGUCCCCGGUUCCUGGGGACAGUCCCCAGAUUUGCCAAUCUGUCCCCGGGAAAUGUGGCAGCAGCAGCCCAGAGCCAACCUGAUAGUGCAGUUGGCACUGGCAGGCUUCAGGAGCUGCUUGCUGCCAUGGAGCCUGCCAUUUUUCCUCGCCAGAAGUCCCCGUAUGAUGCGUUGCGCACAGACACAUCAUAUGGGGACUUCCAGGAGGCAAACUGGUGGGCGCCACAGAGGCAAACAGCUCCUGAAGCCAGCCAGAGCCAACUGCUCUAUCAGGCUGGCUUCAGGCUCCUGACUGCCGCUGCUGCUGCCACUGCUGAAGGGGAACCAGGGACGUCCGGCGGUACAGAUCUCCUGCCCCCUUCCCCCUUUGUUUUGACUGAUCGGGGAAGGCUUGGGAGUUGCGGGCGGGUGGCCGUUGCCCGGUUUUUUAAAAACUCUGCGCAUUUAUGUUUCACAGUGUGCAAAAGAAGGGAUUUGCACCUUUAUACAAUAUGCAUGUGUGCUUGGACCCAGAAUCUUUUGCCUCACCAUCCCCACUACUGACUUCUUGUUGCUAAAAAAAAAAGUCCCCGGAUUUAUUGAAAAAAAUAUGGUAACUAUAUUCUGGAUCCCUUGCUGUUGCUUGAGGCUCAGAUGGCCUCAGUGGCACAGUGUGCCUUCCAUCAACUUCAGCUGGUAGCCCAGCUGCACCCCUGUCUGGACAAGGAUAGCCUAACUAAGGUUGUCUACACUCUGGUAACUCUAGGAUAGAUUGCUGCAAUGCGUUAUAUGUAGGGCUGCCUCUGAAGACAGUUUUAAAUGUAACCAAGCCAGCUUUUUGAUUAUUAUUAUUCAGAAGGAGCCAAAAUGUGUGCUUGUUUAUUUUACAAAACGAAUACUGCUUGACUGUAGUAAAGCCUCUAAGAGGUUUAUAAGAAAUGUGUUGCUUGUUUUCAAAUACCACUGUUACACACCCUUUUCAGAAGACAGAAUCAGAUUGUUUUUGCUUGUUUGUUUUGCCUGAACUUUCUGUGCCUUCAUUCUAGCUAAUAUAGAAAUCUCUUUCACAAGACUAGCAAACUGGUAGAUUUUUAGAGCCCUUGUUGACCUAUGGAUUGAUUGAAGCCUGCUGCCUUGUUAAUAAUGUUGCUGAAAUUACAAUUUAAAUGGUUCUAAUUCUUAUCAUUUUUGUGUGAUUAUCACCCCUCCAGGUUGGCAUCAAGACAGCCAUAGGAGCUUUCCACAGCUGAUAGGCUCUCCCAGUGGCAAAUUGGGUGUUGGAAACCCUAGUGAAAGGCCACAUAAACUCAGAAACCGAUUCAAAAAUGAGGAGGAAAAUGGCAGCCAAGCGGAAUAUGGUAGCUCAGUAUCUCCAGUGUCCGGCACCACUGGAGCAAAGAGUGCAGCCAUCGGUGAAAAUGGAGAAGGAGCCAGACCCAAUGGGUUCUGACGCACUGGGGAUAUCAGAGGGUUCAGUAAAAACCUACCGUAUUGUGCAGGUUGGGACAGCUGGAGGCGGCCUAAGGCUGAUAACACCUCAGCAGACCAGGAGCGAACGGCUGGAAACACCCCAGCGGUGGGAGAUUCAGGGGCAACAGGAAUUGCCAACCCCAGAUCUCACGCCAGUUCAGUCACCGGCAUGGAGGAACCUGCAAGUGCCAGAACUCACAUUGACAGAAGACGUUGAGACCUACCUGGCUACCUUUGAGGACGUAGCUGAGGCCUGCAAGUGGCCGAAGGAACAGUGGGUGACGCGGCUCAUGCCCGCCCUCAAUGGAGCCGCGCUGCAGGCCUACAAUAACUUGGAUCCCAGAGAGAGCGGGGAUUAUGGGAAAGUGAAGGCCGCCAUCUUGCGAGAGGAUGCCGUCAGUCUGGAGAGGCAGCGCCAGAACUUCAGGCACUUCCGCUACCAGGAGGCCGAGGGCCCUCGCGAGGUCUGCACCCGCCUGCGGGGGCUCUGCCACCGCUGGCUGGAGCCAGAAAGCCGCACCAAGGAGCAGAUUGUGGAGCUGUUGGUCCUGGAGCAGUUCCUGACCAUCCUGCCAGAGGAAAUGCAGGACUGGGUUCAGGAAUAUCGCCCCAAGACCUGCGUUCAGGCCGUGACCCUGGCAGAGCAUUUCCUGCUGAAGCAGCAGGAAGGCGAGAGGUGGGAUCAGCAGGUGAGAACUUUUUGUAGUAGUAACUGGAAGUUUUAGGAAGCUGAGGAAGUUUUAGAUCAUGUUGCUGAGGUCUACCACAAGAUAGAAAUGCUUGCACAGAACCCUGGGGAAUAUCAAUUUUAUAUUUAUUAAAAAGCUUUUCUUUGCCAUUUGUACACAAGAAUGCAUAUAAAACCCUAAGAGUAUGUUCAAAGAGCCAGUGGUUGCUAUGUGUGUGCUGAUGUGCCAUGCUCUGAAGGCUAUAAACUCUGCCUUUUCUUUUGAGCUUGUAAUAUUUCAUCCAGUAUUGGACAAAUCUCGCAAGGCUUAAGCAUAGUUUUUUUUUAAAAAACAAAACAAAACACUAUAAGCUGAUUCAUGAGUCUAAAUUUUUCACUUGGUAUGUACUGCAUGCUCACAGUCCCAGAAUACACACCAAGAUAACAGAAUGUACAUAACUGAGGUGGUGCAGUCCUCACAGACAGAGGGGCUAUACCACUACAAGUUGCACAUACAGAGAGAUUUGUGUGAUAGAUGUGGAAAUCAUGUCCCGUUUGGAAACUAUAUUCACAGGAAGAGGUGGAGGAGGUUUGUUUCGUUUUAACUUUUCUGUACACUGUGGUUAAUAGUGGCUUGCAAACAAAAUGGCUAACAUCAACGUAGCAACUUCAUUUUGUUAAAUGUGAAGUCCUUCGCUAAACUGAUUCGUUUCUCUGUUGUUAACAAUGAGACAGCAGUCCAGGUGAGGAAGCAACAGGAGCCAUGCCUUAACUCCUGCACUGUUAAUCCAAGCCUCCCCCUUCAUUGUGCACAUUUGAAUGAGCCCUGAAUCAGACCUCUGCUCACCUAGUCGAGUACACAUGCACAUUCUCUCUCUUCCCCAACUGAAUGCUGUUUUCCAGACAGAGCUCUUUCCUUGCUUGCCUUCCAAUCUGUGCUCCUUUUAAAGUGAUGGCUCCGGGGACUGAACCUGUAGCCUUUAUCUUUUUUUAACUGACUUCUCCAAUUCUACAGUGGUAUGAUUUUAUGAACAUACCCCUCUCUGGCUUGAAUGGGGUCCUUGCUGUUUUUUCAGGUGCUGGGGCCUUUUGUACUCGAGGAGGCUGUGAGCUUCCCAGAAACUGAUCAAGUGCCCUUGGACACCAGGCAGACGAUGCUUUGCAGAGAUGCCAAGGAGGAGGUGAACGAAAAUGCCACUUCAUUGGGUAAGGAUUUUGCGAUAGCAUUCUAGUACAGGUGAGAGUAUUAACGGGUUGCUCUCCUUUAUUGUUUCUCUCUCUCUCUCUCUCUCUCUCUCUCUCUCUCUCCCCACACACACACACACUUGGAGUAUUUUUUCCCUUUCUUUCUGGGUUCUCAGCUCUGGGAUUAUUAACUAGUCCCCUCAUAUUUAGGAAGAGAGGCGAAGCAAUAAGUUUUGGAUCAGAUUGCAUGCCUUCCAGCAGCAACCCUUCAGUUUUUGGCACCCCUCUCUUACACACACCACAUUCUUUCCAGCAGCGAAAUUAUCAAGCGUUUCUACUAGUCUGAUAGAUUGCUUAAAAUGGGAAUUUUUCUUUCCAUCCAGCAGGUGAAGAGAUCCAGACCAAAAACGAGGGGGGUUUUCUAAUACAGGAAAGCAUAAAGAAGCAGAGAAGCCGGAUGCUCCCCACCUUGCAGCCAGCCCAGUUUGCCUGCCAGAACGUCGACGGCCAGCAGCCUGCGAGUAAGCAAGACGCGCUUUUCCCGUGCCCCGAGUGCGGGAAGAACUUCUCUCGCAAAUCCACCCUCACUAGGCACCGGAGGGUCCACACUGGGGUCAAGCCCCACCAGUGCACCGAAUGCGGGAAAAGGUUCCUGCACAAAUUCAACCUGGUGAACCACAUGAGAACCCACCUGCGGGAGGAAGCGAGCCGCUGUUCACUUUGCGGGAAGAACGCAAAGUGGAAUUCGGGCCAGGGGGGCCACGACAGGAAGGCCGGGUGUUGCGAAUGCGCAGAAAGUUUCGGGCUGCAGUUCAGUGCAGAGCAGAGCAUGCAGGAGAGAGAAGAGCCCUUCAGCUGACUUGAAGGCAAAGGCGGGAAUUGUAGCUGACUUGAAUGUAGAGAUUUUUUUUUAGGAAAUACUCUAAACCUAGGGGAUCUUUUUUAUUUUUAUUUUCGUCCUGGAACUCUUUAGAAGCAGGAACUGCCUUCUGAUGACGAGGUGGUUACCUUUAACAUAAUCGAAGCAAAGAAUGCCUUCAGCAGCUCAGAUGGGUUGUAUGUUUGUUUGUUUUCCUUUGGAUGUUUGUCAGUUUAUGGAGGGGGAGUGGGGUGGAAGAAGGCAAAGAAGCCACAACCUGCAUUUACAGUGGGAAAUCUUUGCUCCUCCUAAUGCCAUUGUGAAAGAGAGUGAAAGAUGGACAAGGAUCCCUGUUGUGUCAGUUGCACAGGACCUACAUGCAGAACUAGUAAAAACUACACACAAACGCAAUGUGAUUGAACAGCAUCUUAUCCACACACACACUUUUCAGCUGACAGAAUAGCUGUCUGAAUAUUGAAAUCUGAGCAGUGAAAAGAUAAGCUUCACGCUCAAAACUUAUUAUCAUAAAUAGGAAUGCAAGCUCAAAGUAUCUGUAUUGGAUGACCUGGAAAGCCAUGUGGAUGGGUGCCAACCAAUCAUAUUUUGGCUAAGAAAUGACAUAGUCAGAAUUCUGUUAGUUUGGAGCAAACUCCUGGUAAUGUGUCACCUCAAAGGCCUUCAAACCACUUCCUCCUUCAUGGUGGUCUUUAACAAAACAUGCUCACUAUUGCAAUAUGGAGGAGAUCUGUUCUACUGACAUUCAACUUUUCUUUGUGUUUCUUUUUUCAUAGCCUCUCAAUUUAGAAGUGGAGCAAUUCAUAAAGAAUAUUUGUUGUCCAUUCAAACUUCUCCUUUUACAGUUUGUGGCAGGAGAUCUCCCUCUUAAACUAGUUUUCUCCCCACCCAAUUAAUUUACUUUUACUUCUUCUUUUCUACUUUUAAGAAUUAAGAGAGUCUCCAUAGUUUCACAUGCCCAAGGGGGACCUUGGACUCGUGUUUUUUUCCUCAAAUAACAGCUUUCCAUACCACUAAAGCAUUUCAAAAGUAGUUUGUGAUAAGAAAUGGGAGGUCUGGUAUUCAAAAGGGUGGGGGGAGUUUUUAAAAAUCCUACUGCGUAUGGCUAACGUAGCUUUUGGAACUCUGCCUCUGUUUAUUUGUACAAGCCUGUCAAAACACGUUUCAGUAUUUCAAGCCUUUCUAACACUACCAGUUUUAACCCCUGUAACACUGUUGAUACACCAAAAUUGCAUGUUUGGAAACCUGCAAUGGUUAUAGCUGCAUAUGUAAAUUUUAGGGUUUUUUAAAAAAAAGAGAAAGAAAAAAAGGAAUUGUUUUCGUAAAAAAUUUUUAUUAAAGCUUUAUUUUUGUGUAGUUUGCACAUUAAAAAAAGUUUAAUGUUG